AUGACCCGGGCCGGCCGGCGGGGUCCAAGCAGACCCGAGCCGCAUCCCCCACGGGCCAUGGCCUCCCCGCGCCUGGGGACCUUCUGCUGCGCCACGCGGGACGCCGCCACGGAGCUGGUGCUGAGCUUCCAGCCGCGGGCCUUCCACGCGCUGUGCCUGGGUAGCGGCGCGCUCCUCCUGGCGCUCGGCCUCCUGCGGCUGCUGCCCGGGCGCCGGCCCGCGGGCCCCGGGCUCCCCUCGGCCUCCCCGCCGGCCACGGCCCGCACCUCGGCCUCCGCCCGCAUCCUGCGCGCCGCCGCCGCCUGCGACCUGCUCGGCUGCCUGGGUAUCACAGUCCGGUCUACGGUGUGGUUAGGGUUUCCGAGUUUCGUGGACGACAUCUCAGCCGUGAACGGGACAGAUGUGUGGCCCGCCGUCUUCUGCAUGGGGAGUGCAAUGUGGAUCCAGCUGCUGUACAGCGCCUGCUUCUGGUGGCUGUUUUGCUAUGCGGUCGAUGCCUACCUGGUGAUCCGGAGAUCGGCGGGACUGAGUACCAUCCUGCUCUACCACAUGAUGGCCUGGGGCCUGGCCGCACUGCUCUGCGUAGAGGGAGCAUUCAUGCUGUACUACCCUUCCGUGGCCAGGUGUGAGAGGGGUCUGGAGCACGCCAUCCCCCACUAUGUCACCACAUACUUGCCUCUGCUGCUCGUCCUUGUGGCCAACCCCAUCCUGUUCCGAAAGACAGUGACUGCAGUGGCCUCUUUACUAAAAGGAAGUCAAGGAGUUUACACGGAGAACGAGAGGCGGAUGGGAGACGUGAUCAAGACCCGAUUUUUCAAAAUAAUGCUGGUUUUCAUUAUUUGUUGGGUGUCGAAUAUCAUCAAUGAAAUCCUUUUAUUCUAUCUUGAAAUGCAACCAGAUAUCAAUGGAGGCUCUUUGAAACAGGUCAGAAAUGCAGCCGAGACCACGUGGUUCAUGAUGGGGAUACUGAAUCCAGCCCAAGGGUUCCUGUUGUCCCUGGCCUUCUAUGGCUGGACAGGCUGCCGCGCGGCUUUUUGGGCUCCCAGGAAGGAGAUCCAGUGGGAAUCGAUGAGCACCUCGGCCACCGAGUGGGGUCCCUCGUCCCCGAGGGGCUCCCGUGAGCCCUGGGAGAGCCCCGCUGCCGGGAAGGCAGUGCGGGCCGGCGGGCACACUUCCGACGAGGCCGUGAGCCUGCUGUCUGAAGGUUCUGAUGCCAGCACAACUGAAAUCCAUAUUGCAAGUGUGUCCCACAACGCAAAGGAGGCUGAAUCUGUUCCAAAAGCCCAGGGAGACCUACCCAGUGAGAUCCUGGAGCCCGUCCAGUCAGCUGUGCAAGGACCGGCCAAGGUGCUCUUGGUGGGACCACAGGAGGCCCCGCGGCCUGAACGAUGCCAGGCAGCAUCUGGCCGAGUGGAUGGCUGUUGA
Molecule: messenger RNA, 1425 nt
Organism: Lipotes vexillifer (Yangtze River dolphin)
Lineage: Eukaryota; Metazoa; Chordata; Mammalia; Artiodactyla; Lipotidae
Gene: GPR143
Product: G protein-coupled receptor 143
Biological process (GO): melanosome organization; regulation of calcium-mediated signaling; G protein-coupled receptor signaling pathway
Cellular component (GO): melanosome membrane; plasma membrane
Molecular function (GO): L-DOPA binding; L-tyrosine binding; L-DOPA receptor activity
Source: RefSeq, a predicted model, not a curated record